UUAUACAUGUACUUCCACUGGCACUGGUAUUUUCACUUCAGUUCUUCAAGUCUUAUUUCAUCGACUUUCCUUUAGCUAGCUAUGGAGCCUUCCGCCAAACGUUCCCGUCCCGGCCGUCUCGAGGGAAAAGUCAUCCUCGUUUCUGCUGCUGCUCAAGGCAUUGGGAGAUCUACAGCACUUGCAUUCGCUGAGGAGGGUGCAUUGGUGCAUGCAACAGACAUCAACACUGCCAAGCUGGAGGAAAUGAAUGGCAUGCCAGGUAUUUUCACACACAAACUUGAUGUGUGCUCUACUGAAGAGGUUAACAAGUUGGUAGAAUCGCUGGAUCGCGUUGAUGUGCUGUUCAACUGUGCCGGAUAUGUUGCCAAUGGAACACUACUUGACUGCACUGAGGCUGACUGGGACCGAUCAUUCAACAUCAACGUGAAGAGCAUGUAUCGCACAUGUACCGCUGUCAUUUCCAAGAUGUUGAAGCAGGAUCAGUCUGAGUCAGGCGUGCGUGGCUCCAUUAUCAACAUGGCAUCUGUUGCAUCCAGCAUCAAAGGUGCCCCUAACCGAUGCGCCUACGGAGCAACCAAGGCAGCCGUGAUUGGCCUGACUAAGGCCAUUGCGGCCGACUUCGUUGAGAAAGGCAUUCGCUGCAACUCCGUGUGUCCAGGUACCAUCCACACACCUUCAUUGGAGGACCGCAUGCGCGCCCAGGGUGAUUUUGAGAAGGCGUAUGCUGCAUUUGUAGCCCGUCAGAAGAUUGGCCGCCUGGGCAAGCCAGAAGAAGUGGCCGCUCUCUGUGUUUAUCUUGCGUCCGAUGAGAGUGCAUUUGUCACUGGCCAGGAGAUGGUGAUCGAUGGCGGCUGGAGUGUGUGAGCACCCAACACCCAAGCAGCACACCCGUAUACGCAUGACCCAGGGCAGCAGCAUUUGCUGGGAUACGUGCACUUGCCUGUGUGGAGUUACCGGCGCUUUCCUCUGCAUGCUGGAUCUCCCGACUCUUAGUAAUGUUUGUGCCACGGUCAGGUACGAAUGAACAUGGAUUGAUCUGUUAGUACCGCCAGCUUCUACUGCUGUGCCCUUGUUUUUGGCCACCAUCUCUCUAGUGCCUUGUAGAUCUUUCUUUUGAAAUUCAACUCCCGCAGUCGAUUGUAAUUUAUUUAUAGUAAUUUCUAAUUACACAUUGCAACAGUGGGCAAAGGCUAUGCGGGGACCAAGCACUCUCGAUCUCAGCAUACUGGGCGCAAACCGUUUGUAUUUAUAGCACUUGUAAUUAGUUCGAUUUGCACCAACGAAUGCCCACCGUAUACUUUAUAAAUAUACAGUUUUUACAAUUUUGAA
Sycon ciliatum is the source of this 1329-nucleotide messenger RNA. Its product is annotated as dehydrogenase/reductase SDR family member 6-like. Gene Ontology annotation, cellular component: cytoplasm. Gene Ontology annotation, molecular function: 3-hydroxybutyrate dehydrogenase activity. Gene Ontology annotation, biological process: siderophore biosynthetic process. The coding region runs from base 82 to 864 and encodes 260 amino acids. NCBI's taxonomy places the organism in Eukaryota, Metazoa, Porifera, Calcarea, Leucosolenida, Sycettidae. The record is from RefSeq and is a predicted model, not a curated record. The transcript is spliced from 9 exons.